Molecule: messenger RNA, 3222 nt
Organism: Fusarium musae
Lineage: Eukaryota; Fungi; Ascomycota; Sordariomycetes; Hypocreales; Nectriaceae
Exons: 3
Coding region: 1-3222 (1073 amino acids)
Molecular function (GO): GTP binding; GTPase activity; translation initiation factor activity
Source: RefSeq, a predicted model, not a curated record
AUGCCGCCCAAGAAGAAGGGAAACAAAAAGAACCAGCAGGACGACUGGGAGGCUGAGCUGGGUGAGAGUAUUGCCCCGCCUACCAAUGCCAACGGUGCCGAUGGUGAUGCCAACGCCAACGAUGACGAUGAUGAUGCUGGCGGUGCCGGUGGCCUGAUGGCCACCCUGCGCAAGAACAAGGAGAAGCGCAAGAAGAAAGGCAUUGUCGAGCCUGAACCCGAACCCGAAUCCGAGGCCCCAGCUGCCCAAGAGCCUCCCGCCCAAGCCCCUGUCGAGGCCAACAUCGACGAUGAGUUUGCUCUACCCGAGAAGAAGGGCAAGGGUGGCAAGCAGAACAAGCAAGCUGCUAAGAAGCCCGAGCCUGCUGCUGCCGCUGAAGAUGCCGCUGAUGGUGGUCGUAUCCUGACCAAGGCCGAGAAGGAAAAGCUCAAGAAGGAGCGUGAGAAGCAGCGAAAGAAGGAGCAGGCCGCUGCGAAGAAGAAGGGUGGUGCUGCACCAAAGGCUGCCCCUGAGGUGAAAGAGAAGGAGGAAGCUGCCCCUGUUGAGGCUGCUCCCGUCCCUGAGCCCGCUGCGGGAGGCAAGAAGAAGAAGCUCCCCGCACAUCUUGCUCUGCUCCAGAAGCAGCAGGAGGAACUCAAGCGCCAACGAGAAGAAGCUGCCAGAGCCGAAGCCGAAGCGAAGGCCCAGGCCGAAGAAGACGAGCGCCUAGCUGCUGAGGAAGAAAAGCGACGCGAGGAGGCCAAGGCCAUCAAGAAGCAGAAGGAGAGGGAGCGAAUCGAGCAACUCAAGAAAGAGGGCAAAUAUCUCACAAAGGCCCAAAAGGAAGAAAAGGCCCGAAAUGAGCGAAAGCUCCAGCAGAUGUUGGCUGCCGGUAUCCAAGUUGGACCUGCAGGCGAGCCCAGUGAGAAGAAGUCUAAGCCUGCAGACAACAGGAGAAAGAAAGGCCGCGCCCAACAAAAGGUAUACUUUGUGAUAAAACACACCGAGAGAUCAGGAUUCGCUAACCCUAGACAGAUCGAUGAGGAGAAGGCUCUUGCAGAAGCUGCUGAGCGAGCUCGACAAGAAGCUGAGAAGGCCUUGAAGGAAGCUGAAGAGAAGGCUGCCCGUGAGAAGGCCGAGGCCGAGGCCAAGGCUGCUGCCGAAAAGAAGGGUGCCGAGAGUGAUGUGGAGGAUGACUGGGAGGCUGCUGCUGCUUCUGACGGCGAUGUCAAGGACAGCUGGGAUGCCGAUUCUGACGAGGAGGCCGAGAUGGCCAACGGUACAUCGGAAGCGAAGGCUGAAGAAGAGUCUGGAGAAGAAUCUGAGGAGGAGUCUUCCGAUGAUGAGGCUGCCACAGCUGCACAGUUGGCUGAGGAGAAGCGGAAGCGAGAGGCCGCUGAGCGUCGUGAAAAGGCUCACCAGGCCGCCCUUGCUGCCCGAUCGAAGGAUAACCUGAGAUCGCCUAUUUGCUGUAUUCUGGGCCACGUCGAUACCGGAAAGACAAAGCUCCUGGACAAGGUCCGUCAAACCAACGUCCAAGAGGGUGAAGCUGGUGGUAUUACACAACAGAUCGGUGCCACUUACUUCCCUGUUGAAGCCAUCCGACAAAAGACGGCUGUUGUCAACCCUGACGGCAAGUUCGAGUUCAAGGUCCCGGGUCUUCUCAUCAUCGACACACCUGGUCACGAGUCCUUUUCUAAUCUCCGAUCUCGUGGUUCUUCGCUCUGCAACAUUGCCAUUUUGGUCGUCGAUAUCAUGCAUGGUCUCGAACCGCAAACACUCGAGUCUAUGCGAAUGCUGAGAGAGCGCAAGACUCCUUUCAUCGUCGCUCUCAACAAGAUCGAUCGUCUUUACGGAUGGAAGCAGGUUGCCAACAACGGUUUCCAGGACAGUCUGGCUCUCCAGAGCAAGGCUGUCCGCAACGAAUUUGAGACACGUCUCGAAAAGACCAAGAUUGCCUUCGCUGAGCAGGGUUUCAACUCCGAGCUCUUCUACGAGAACAAGUCCAUGUCAAAGUACGUCUCGCUUGUGCCCACUUCGGCCCACACUGGCGAGGGUGUCCCUGACAUGUUGAAGCUCAUUGUCCAGCUCACUCAAGAGCGUAUGGUUGGCUCUCUCAUGUAUCUCUCCGAGGUCCAGGCCACUGUGCUCGAAGUCAAGGCUAUUGAGGGUUUCGGUAUGACCAUCGAUGUCGUUCUGUCUAACGGUAUCUUGCGAGAAGGUGACCGCAUUGUGCUGUGCGGUACAGAAGGCGCUAUCAAGACGAAUAUUCGAGCACUACUUACACCAGCGCCUAUGAAGGAAUUGCGUCUCAAGUCCGCCUAUGUCCACAAUAAGGAGGUCAAGGCUGCUCUAGGUGUCAAGAUCAGCGCCCCUGGUCUCGAGGGUGCCAUCGCUGGCUCACGCCUGAUGGUUGUAGGUCCCGAUGACGAUGAAGACGAUAUUGAGGAUGAGGUUGAGUCCGAUCUUGCCGUUCUCUUUAACCGUGUCGAGAAAACUGGCCGCGGUGUCAGUGUCCAAGCAUCGACCCUUGGAUCGCUUGAGGCUCUACUCGAUUUCCUUAAGGACUGCAAGAUUCCUGUUGCGAACGUUGGUAUUGGUCCGGUUUACAAGCGUGAUGUCUUGCAGUGCGGUGUUAUGUUGGAGAAGGCACCAGAGUACGCCAUCAUGCUCUGUUUCGAUGUCAAGGUCGACAAGGAAGCACAGCAGUAUGCAGAGGACAAUGGCAUCAAGAUCUUUACAGCUGAUAUUAUCUAUCAUCUGUUUGAUGCCUUCACCAAGCAUAUGGACGAGCAACUCGAGAAGAAGAAGGAAGAGUCUAAGAUGCUUGCUGUCUUCCCUUGCGUAUUGAAGCCCGUCAAGGUCUUCAACAAGAAUGACCCCAUUGUUAUUGGUGUUGACGUCACUGAGGGCCAGCUCCGAAUCAACUGUCCUGUCGCCGCUGUCAGGAAUAACCCUACAACCGGUGCCAAGGAGAUCGUCAAAUUGGGCAGAGUUACAUCAAUCGAGCGAGAGCACAAGCAAAUUCCCGUGUGUAAGCGAAAGGAGCCUUCCGUCGCAAUCAAGAUCGAGAUGGGUGGAAACCAGCCCAUGUACGGCCGCCACCUGGAAGAAGACGAGACCCUUUACAGUUUGAUCUCUCGAGCCAGUAUCGACACCCUCAAGGAAUACUACAGAAAGGAGGUCAGCAACGAUGAGUGGCAGCUCAUCAUCAAGCUCAAGCCCUUAUUCGACAUUUCAUAA